AUGGCCAUCUCGUGUCCGACAAACGCUGACAUGACCGAAUGUGGCUUUGGCCCUGACGCGGUCACCAUCACUUACGGCCCGUCCACCUUUCUCGCGGCAGAGACCCUCGACCCGUUGUCGCUCAUGCUCGACUGCAAUCUGAAGGGGACAACGGCUGCUACAUGUACUGAGACAUACAUCGGACCGGCAGAUAUCCUGGAUGCGGUAACGGCCACGGCCACAGACUCAUCGACGGCAACCGACACUAGCACUAAACUGAUCACGACCACGACGACCACGGUGCUGUCGCAAUCGGAACUCGUUUUCAUUCCCGUGACGAUCACCGCAUUCGGCGAUUCUAGCAGCAAUACUGGGGCCAGCGGAAGUGCAUCCACAGCUGCGUCAACCGGAAGUGCUGCGGCGUCUAGCAGCGGGAGUGGCAGCUCCACCGUUCAGAGCAACAAUGGCGGCAGCGUGGGCGCCACUCGAUGGGAGUUGGUUUCCGCAGCGGGGGCCGGGCUGAUUGGGUUGACGCUUAUGUUGUUUUAA
Cladophialophora psammophila CBS 110553 is the source of this 528-nucleotide messenger RNA. RefSeq lists its product as uncharacterized. The coding region runs from base 1 to 528 and encodes 175 amino acids. Lineage: Eukaryota; Fungi; Ascomycota; Eurotiomycetes; Chaetothyriales; Herpotrichiellaceae. The record is from RefSeq and is a predicted model, not a curated record. The transcript is spliced from 2 exons.